GCAUGUUUGAGACCAAACCAGAUAGUCAGAAGCUGUUCCCCAAGUUUGCUGACCUUUCCAAAGAGCAACUGCAGAACAAUCCUGACCUCCAGGCCCAUGGAGGAAUUGUCAUCUGCAAGCUGACAGAAUUCCUGCAAGAUAAAGGGCAGGGCAAAGCUGUGAAGGAUCUGGCAGAAACUCAUGCCAAGCAGCACAAGAUCCCUCGGGUUUACUUUCAGAUCAUCAGUGAUGUCCUUGUUGAAGUGGCAGCAGAGAAGAUUGAAGGAUUGAGCUCUGAUGCUCUAACAUCCCUGAAGAAUGUGCUGAAGAUGUUUCAAACUAAAAUGGGAGAGUGCUAUGAUGUGCUGGGGUUUGAUAAAUGAUUGUUUGUCUUAGCCCUCAUCUGAUGCUGCUUGACCCUUUAAUGAAUAAAACUGCUAAAGAUGA
Molecule: messenger RNA, 426 nt
Organism: Polypterus senegalus (gray bichir)
Lineage: Eukaryota; Metazoa; Chordata; Cladistia; Polypteriformes; Polypteridae
Product: myoglobin-like
Exons: 2
Coding region: 3-362 (119 amino acids)
Biological process (GO): oxygen transport
Cellular component (GO): extracellular exosome
Molecular function (GO): oxygen binding; heme binding
Source: RefSeq, a predicted model, not a curated record